Varanus komodoensis (Komodo dragon) is the source of this 1077-nucleotide messenger RNA. It is a transcript of the gene HTR5A, whose product is annotated as 5-hydroxytryptamine receptor 5A. The record is from RefSeq and is a predicted model, not a curated record. Gene Ontology annotation, molecular function: neurotransmitter receptor activity; G protein-coupled serotonin receptor activity. Lineage: Eukaryota; Metazoa; Chordata; Lepidosauria; Squamata; Varanidae. Bases 1 to 1077 code for a protein of 358 amino acids. Gene Ontology annotation, biological process: chemical synaptic transmission; G protein-coupled receptor signaling pathway, coupled to cyclic nucleotide second messenger. The transcript has 2 exons. Gene Ontology annotation, cellular component: plasma membrane; dendrite.
AUGGACUGGUCUCCCAACCUCACCUGCUUCUCCCUCACCACUUUGGCAGGGUCCAACCAGACGGGCUCCGGCUCCCCUGCCGAGCUGCCUGGCCCCGGCAAGUACCUGUCCGUGUUCAGUGUCCUCAUCUCGACUCUGCUGGCCAUGCUGGCCAUGGCCACCUUCCUGUGGAACCUGCUGGUCCUGGCGACCAUCCUGCGGGUGCGCACCUUCCACCGGGUGCCCCACAACCUGGUGGCCUCCAUGGCCAUCUCGGACGUGCUGGUGGCCGCCCUGGUGAUGCCGCUCAGCCUGGUGCACGAGCUCUCUGGGCGCCACUGGCAGCUGGGCAGGCUGCUGUGCCAGGUGUGGAUCUCCUGCGACGUGCUCUGCUGCACGGCCAGCAUCUGGAACGUCACCGCCAUUGCGCUGGACCGCUACUGGUCCAUCACCCGGCACCUGGAGUACACGCUGCGCACCCGCCGGCGCAUCUCCAACGUCAUGAUCGCCCUGACCUGGCUGCUCUCGGCCACCAUCUCCCUGGCGCCGGUGCUCUUUGGCUGGGGGGAGACCUACUCGGAGCACAACAAGCAGUGCCAGGUUAGCCGGGAGCCUUCGUACACCAUCUUCUCCACCUUUGGGGCUUUUUACCUGCCUCUCAGCGUGGUGCUUUUCGUCUACUGGAAAAUCUACAAGGCGGCCAAGUUUCGCAUCGGGUCCCGGAAGAACAACUCGGUCACCCCCGUCGCUCCCGGACCCCUGGAGGUCAACAACACCUCUCGGCAACCACAGAUGGUGUUCACUGCCCGCCAUGCCACCGUGACGUUCCAGACAGAUGGGGAUACAUGGAGGGAGCAGAAGGAGAAGAGGGCUGCACUGAUGGUGGGCAUCCUUAUCGGCGUCUUUGUGCUGUGCUGGAUUCCUUUCUUCAUCACGGAGCUCAUCAACCCUCUCUGCACCUGUGACAUUCCACCCAUCUGGAAGAGCAUCUUCCUUUGGCUUGGCUACUCCAAUUCCUUUUUCAACCCGCUGAUCUACACGGCCUUCAACAAAAACUACAACAAUGCCUUCAGGAACCUGUUUUCCAGGCAGCAGUGA